AUGCGCAUGAUUGCCUCAAACAAGAUGUCGGCCACUGAUCCAACCCAAACCUCCAAAGUUAUCGACGGGAAGAAGUACUUCAUCCCGCUAGAAAAUAACCCGGAGGUUUUCUCCCACCUCAUCCGUGCGCUUGGUGUCUCCCCCAAGCUCGGCUUUCACGACGUCUACAGCCUGAAUGAGCCGGGUUUGCUCGCCCUGGUCCCGCGCCCGGUCCUCGCGCUCAUCUUCAUCGCCCCGGGCCACGUCUACCACGCCGCUCGUGACGACGAGAAUGCGCGCACGGAGCUUUACGACGAGGCGGGCCCUGAGCAGCCGGUCGUGUGGAUGCAGCAGACGAUCGGCGAGGCGUGCGGGCUGAUGGCCUUGCUGCACGCCGUCUGCAACGGCGACGCGAAGAAGUACGUCAUCCCUGGCUCGGUGGUUGAUGAGUUGAGGACGAAAGUGGUGCCGCUGAGGAGAGAGCAGCGCGCGCGCUUUCUCUACGACAGUGAAGCGUUGGAGAAGGCGCAUGCGAGCGCGGCGGUGCUGGGCGACACGGGCGCGCCUGAGCUAGGGACUGUGGCAGAGGGCGCGUUCGUUUGCUUCGUGAAGGGCGAUGAUGGGCAUCUGUGGGAGCUGGCCGGCUAUGCAAAGGGCCCGUAUGAUCGGGGUGAGUUGGGAGAGGGGGAGGAUAUGUUGAGUGAGAGGGCGUUGAGUCUGGGAGUAAAGACUUUCAUGGAAAAGGCGCCUGGGGAGACGAGAUUCAGUCUUGUGGCGUUGGCACCGAACGAAGAAUGA
Messenger RNA from Lasiodiplodia theobromae, 777 nucleotides. RefSeq names its product Peptidase C12 ubiquitin carboxyl-terminal hydrolase 1. The transcript is spliced from 2 exons. Gene Ontology annotation, molecular function: cysteine-type deubiquitinase activity. The record is from RefSeq and is a predicted model, not a curated record. NCBI's taxonomy places the organism in Eukaryota, Fungi, Ascomycota, Dothideomycetes, Botryosphaeriales, Botryosphaeriaceae. Gene Ontology annotation, biological process: ubiquitin-dependent protein catabolic process; protein deubiquitination. Bases 1 to 777 code for a protein of 258 amino acids. Gene Ontology annotation, cellular component: cytoplasm.